AUCACAUGGCAGGGAGCCCCUGUGGGCUGCUCCCCGACUGCUGGGUCUGGUCUGAAGGGAGCAGCAGACCCUGUGCCUGCCCUGCUCCCCGUCCGCGUGUGGCUGGAAAGCAGUUUGUUCUCCUCCCGAUCUCCUUUAGGUCUCUGAAGCUCUUCCACUUGGCACCGCUGAGCUGUGAUUACGUUCCUCUUCCUCGAGUGAAUGUCAGGAGCUCGUUAGAGGCUGCAGUGAAGUCAAUCACUUCUCAGCACAGGCAGAUUGUUGGGUUCAGAAUGAAAUGAUUCAGAGACAAAUGUGCCGAUUUUAAUUGUUACUAAAAAAAAACCCACCCCAGCCUUGUUGCACCGAUGACAUUUAUUCUAGGCCUUUCCUUCCUCCCCUUCCAGCCCUAAUUCUGCCAUUCCACGAUGCUCUGUGCCCCCACUUCUUCUUGCAGAAGGCAUCUCUGAUGCUGUGUGCUCACAGCAGUCCCAAUGGGCACUAAUGCUGCUCUGAGUCCCACAGCAGCACUGCCAGUUUGAGGCUGGUUUUUUUUCUCUCAUUGCAGUUGAGCAAAGUUUUAAACAAUCAUUAAGACGUUUGCAUAUAAAGUAUAUUUUUAACUCACACAGCAGUGACCUUUAGUGCACCCACCAGGAGCUGGAGAGUCAGAGCUAUCCAACGUCUGCACGUGCCUUAAUUUUAUAAGGCUUGAUUAUUGCCAAGUGAUUUCUCGAAGCUUCAUUUUACAGUCACUGCUCUGUAUAUACAGUGAGCAAAAAAGGUAAAUAUCCUGCGCUGUUAAUUCUCAAGGGGAGGAUGUGUUCCUUCUCUUCCCAGUGCUGCCAUGUUCUCCCCAUUGCUCCUUUCCUAUCUUCCCCUCCCCACCACCAUUCUCAGUGACCCCCCCAGCACCAAUUGCACAACGCAGUGAGGUAGUUGUGUCGCUGGCAACUAUCUAAAGAAAACAGACUGUGUUGCAUGGACACCUCCACUUCGGUAAACGCUGAGUGACGUCCGAGGCCCGGUGCUGCCUUUCCAGUCGUGGUAGAGUUUGCAGAAGCAUGGACAUCCGCAACAACCUGACCCGGCUGAGCUUGCUGGAGAACUGCACGGUGAUUGAGGGCCACUUACAAAUACUGCUGAUGUUUAAAACCAAGCCUGAAGAUUUCCGCGAGCUCAGCUUCCCCAAACUGACUAUGAUUACAGACUACUUGCUUCUGUUCCGUGUGUAUGGCCUGGAGAGCUUAAAGGGCCUCUUCCCCAACCUCACGGUGAUCCGAGGAACACAUCUGUUCUUUAACUACGCGCUGGUCAUCUUUGAGAUGGUUCAUCUAAAGGAGAUCGGCCUCUACAACCUGAUGAACAUCACGCGCGGUGCCGUGCGCAUCGAGAAGAACAACGAGCUGUGCUACCUGUCCACUAUCGACUGGUCGAGGAUUUUGGACUCCGUCGAGGACAACUACAUCAUCGCCAACAAGGAUGACAAGGAGGAGUGUGGAGAUGUGUGUCCUGGGACGGUGAAAGGGAAGAGCAACUGCCCACCCACCGUCAUCAACGGCAUCUUCAUCGAGCGCUGCUGGACCCACGACCGCUGCCAGAGAGUUUGCCCACCCGCCUGCAAGUCCCAGGGCUGCACGUCGGACGGGCAGUGCUGUCACAGCGAGUGCCUCGGGGACUGCACGGAGCCCAACAACGCGGAGCGGUGCGUGGCGUGCCGCAACUUCUACCUGGACGGGACGUGCGUGGAGACGUGCCCACCCGGGUAUUACCGCUUCGAAGGCUGGCGCUGCGUCACCUUCAGCUUCUGCCAGGAGCUACACAACAAGUGCAAGAGCGCCCGCGAGUCGGGCUGCCACGUCAUCCACAACAACGAGUGUGUCCACGAGUGUCCAUCGGGGUACAUCAUGAAUUCCAGCAACUUGCACUGCACUCCCUGUGCAGGGCCCUGUCCAAAGGUUUGUGACUAUGGGAAAGAGAAGACUAUUGAUUCGGUGACGUCGGCACAGGAGCUCCGUGGCUGCACAGUUGUUAAUGGAAGCUUGGUUAUAAAUAUCCGUGGAGGAAAUAACAUAGCAGCUGAGCUAGAAGCGAAUCUUGGCUUGAUAGAAGAAAUCUCAGGUUACCUAAAAAUCCGCCGAUCUUACGCCUUGGUUUCUCUUUCUUUUUUUCGUAAACUACAUCUGAUUAGAGGAGAAACAUUAGAAGCUGGAAAUUAUUCAUUUUAUGCCUUGGACAACCAGAAUCUUCGCCAGCUCUGGGACUGGAGUAAACACAACCUCACGAUAGCACGAGGCAAACUCUUCUUCCAUUAUAAUCCUAAACUGUGUUUGUCAGAAAUCCACAAGAUGGAGGAGAUCUCUGGGACUAAGGGGCGUCAGGAGAGGAAUGACAUAGCCCUGAAGACGAAUGGUGACCAAGCCUCAUGUGAAAACGAAUUGCUGAAGUUCUCUUCCAUUAGAACAUCCCAUGACAAGAUCCUGUUGAAGUGGGAGCCGUAUUGGCCUCCUGAUUUCCGUGACCUCCUGGGAUUUAUGCUCUUUUACAAAGAGGCUCCAUACCAAAACGUGACGGAGUUUGAUGGGCAGGAUGCCUGUGGCUCCAACAGCUGGACGGUCGUGGAUGUGGACCCACCGCCGCGGUCCAACGAGCCCAAAGCCCAGGCCCAGCCAGGUUGGCUGCUGCGGGGCCUGAAGCCAUGGACACAGUAUGCUGUGUUUGUUAAAACUCUGGUCACCUUCUCAGAUGAACGAAGGACAUACGGCGCAAAGAGUGAGAUCAUCUACGUCCAGACCAACGCUACAGUUCCGUCAGUCCCAUUAGAUCCAAUUUCUGUUUCCAACUCUUCAUCCCAAAUCAUCCUGAAGUGGAAGCCGCCCUCGGAGCCCAAUGGCAACAUCACACACUACCUGGUGUUCUGGCAGCAGCAGGCGGAAGACAGUGAGCUUUAUGAACUUGAUUACUGCUUAAAGGGAUUAAAACUGCCCUCAAGGACGUGGUCUCCUCCUUUUGAAUCUGAAGACCCUCAGAAGUAUAACCAAAGCGAAAGUGAGGAUGUCAGCGGAGAAUGUUGUUCCUGUCCUAAAACUGACUCUCAGAUCCAGAAGGAGCUGGAGGAGUCUGCUUUCCGCAAGACCUUUGAGAACUACCUUCACAAUGAGGUUUUCGUCCCCAGGCCAUCAAGAAAGAGAAGAGACCUGGGCUCCAUUGCAAACGCCACCGUGGUGAUCCCCACCAUCGCGUCCUCUCCAAACUCUUCUGCAGCUGCUUCUGAGAGUGCAGAGGAGCAGAAACCCUUUGAAAAAGUGAAGUUCAAGGAGUCUCUGGUUAUCUCCGGGCUGCGGCACUUCACGGGGUACCGCAUUGAGCUCCAUGCGUGUAACCACGAUGCACAGGAAUCCCGCUGCAGUGUUGCAGCUUAUGUCAGUGCCAGGACCAUGCCAGAAGCUAAGGCAGAUGACAUCGUUGGUCCGGUCACCCAUGAACUGGUUGAAAAAAACACCGUUCAUUUGAAGUGGCAGGAGCCCAAGGAGCCAAACGGCCUCAUUGUGCUGUAUGAAGUGAAUUACGGCCGUCUGGGGGAAGCAGAGGAAGCUCACUACUGCGUGUCCCGUAAGCACUUUGCCAGCGAGCAGGGCUGCAAACUGCGUGGGCUGCAGCCUGGGAACUACAGCGUCCGGAUCCGAGCGACGUCGCUGGCUGGGAACGGCUCCUGGACAGAGCCCACCUACUUCUACGUGGCUGAUUACUUGAACGCUCAGCCUAAUAUUGCUGUUAUAAUCGUUCCGAUUAUUUUUGCCAUAAUCAUUGCUGGAAUUAUUGGAGCUGCUUACGUGCUCGUCAAAAAGAGACAAACUGAAGGACCAACGGGGCCACUCUACGCAUCCUCCAACCCCGAAUACCUCAGUGCCAGUGAUGUGUACGUUCCCGACGAGUGGGAGGUCCCACGGGAAAAGAUCACUCUGCUCCAUGAGCUGGGCCAGGGCUCAUUUGGUAUGGUGUAUGAGGGGAUAGCCAAGGACAUCGUGAAGGGAGAGCUGGAGACCCGCGUGGCUGUGAAAACAGUGAAUGAGUCGGCCAGCCUGCGGGAGCGCAUUGAGUUCCUCAACGAAGCCUCUGUGAUGAAAGGCUUCAGCUGCCAUCACGUGGUUCGCCUCCUCGGGGUGGUCUCCAAGGGCCAACCCACUUUGGUGGUCAUGGAGUUAAUGGCACAUGGAGACUUGAAAAGCUACCUCCGCUCUCUGAGACCCGAUGCUGAGAAUAAUCCUGGUCGUCCACCACCAACGCUGAGAGAAAUGAUCCAGAUGGCUGCAGAGAUCGCCGAUGGCAUGGCCUAUCUGAAUUUCAAAAAGUUUGUUCAUAGAGAUCUGGCAGCUCGGAACUGCAUGGUUGCAGAGGACUUCACUGUUAAAAUCGGAGACUUUGGCAUGACCAGAGAUAUCUACGAGACAGAUUAUUACCGAAAGGGCGGCAAAGGACUUCUGCCUGUGCGGUGGAUGGCGCCUGAGUCGCUGAAGGACGGCGUGUUCACAACGUACUCAGAUGUGUGGUCAUUUGGUGUUGUCCUUUGGGAGAUAAGCAGCUUAGCAGAGCAGCCGUAUCAGGGACUCUCCAACGAACAGGUGCUGAAGUUUGUGAUGGAUGGAGGAUACCUGGAUCAGCCGGACAACUGCCCAGAGAGGCUGCACAACCUGAUGCAGAUGUGCUGGCAGUACAACCCCAAGAUGCGCCCCACCUUCAUUGAGGUCAUUGAGAUGCUGAAGGAGGAUUUGCACCCCAGCUUCCAGGAGGUUUCCUUCUUCUACAGCGAGGAGAACAAACCUCAGGAAACGGAGGAGUACGAGAUGGACUUUGAGAACAUGGAGAGCAUCCCCCUCGAUCCCUCCUCAUACACACAGAGGGACAAAGCCUUGGGGAGGGACAAUGGGCCCUCCAUGGCUCUCAAGGGGAACUACGAGGAGCACAUACCUUACACUCACAUGAACGGUGGCAAGAAGAACGGGCGGAUUCUCUCCAUGCCCAGGUCAAGUCCUUCCUAACGCCUCCUGUUGGCCCAAGGGUUGUGUCUGCUUUUCUCCCCUUCACAAAUCUCAGGACUCUUUGUUAUUGCUGCCACAGUGUAUGACCAACCCACAUCUUACAAACUCUUCAGAUUUUUAAUCAUCUUAUGAUUAAUACUUUUUUUUUUUUCCUUCCCUUUUUUGCCAAGUUGACUGGUUGUCAGUGGACUUAUCUGUGAACAUAAAUGGAAGAGGUUUCCAUGGCUGCUCUCCUUACUGUAACCAUGGUUUCAAAACAGGAAGCGACCGUGUCAGUUUCAACUAAAGGAGGAGCAUCUGCCUUUGCCAACAACAGCCGUGAAAUUCGCCGGUAUCAGAGCUGCGGUGUAACGGUGUGGAACAAACCUCAGCGGGACAGAAACGUCUCCAGGAGAAUUCCAGGCUUCAGGCAUCCUCGUCACUACAGAGGAAGGGUUCAACACAGCGGUCGGACGCGCCAGAUCCUCAGAUUGACCAAGAGCUGCUGCUUUCGUACUUUUUCAAUGGGUUAAAGCCCAGGGGUGCGUGCGUGUGCGUGCGUGUGUGCAGUAUAUAUAUGUGGGGUGUAUAUGUAUAGCAAAAUAUACACCUCUUUGUUGUGUUUUUUUUU
Molecule: messenger RNA, 5628 nt
Organism: Coturnix japonica (Japanese quail)
Lineage: Eukaryota; Metazoa; Chordata; Aves; Galliformes; Phasianidae
Source: RefSeq, a predicted model, not a curated record